Molecule: messenger RNA, 1614 nt
Organism: Paramecium octaurelia
Lineage: Eukaryota; Ciliophora; Oligohymenophorea; Peniculida; Parameciidae
Source: the annotation of a GenBank genome assembly
GUAAUUCUUAAGAGAAUAGAUGCUCCUAACACGAUUAAGAGUUUUUAGCAGCCAGGGUAGGAUUAGAUAAUAAAGACAAGAAUAAAAAAUUAUAGACCCUAAAGAAUCGAUACAAAUUGAAGACGUAGAUGCAAGAAACUAAAAAUCUAAAGUAAUAUUGUCAUUAAUUUAGUCAACUCCAACCUUAAAGUUUCUAUGUUAAAAUCAUGGGCAAGAAAUAAUUAUGGCGAAACUUGAUGAAAAAAAUAAAUUGUAAUACUCCUGUGUAGAAUGUAUUUCAAAAAAUUAAGGAAAGUACAUAACACUUCAGUAAUUGUAAUAAUAAUUUGUUGCUUUCAGUUUAUAAUCUGAAAGAUUAUUAAAAUAUUGUUUAUACUUGAGAGAGCAAAAUAUGAAUUAAGCAAUAACAAAUUUUAAGGAAUUAGCAAAUAGAUAUAAUUAAACCAUAAAUUUACAAAUUACAUAAUUACAAGAAAAUUAAAAAUCUUUUGAAGAGAUAGUUAAAAAAAAUUUAUAAUUUAAAAAUCACAAUAUUUAUUAGCUCGAAUAAUUACAAUUAUUAGAAAUAUUAGAACCAAUUUUUUAAGAUUAAAAUCCAAACCAUUAUUCUAAAAUUAUAGAAAAAUAAUUAGAAUUAGAUAAACAAUUAAAUAGCAAGUUUGAAUAAUAAAUGAAGGAAUUCUAAAUGCAUAAUUCAAAGCUAAUCUAAUUUGAUUAGUUUGAUCAUUAACUUAUAUCAAAAAAAUUAGAAAAAAUAAUUGGAUUUUACAAAUUAAAUUAAUAAGAUGUGUAGAAUGAUUAAGAAAUUACUAAUUUAGAAAAUUAGAUAAAUGAGUUUCUACUUAAUAAAUUAUAAAAUAAUUUUCUAAAUGAAUGGUAUUAUUAAAUAUAAUAAAAUAGUGAUAAGGUAGACACUGAUCAAGAAUAAUUAAUUGAAAAGAUAAAAAAAGUUUAGGGUUAAUUCAAAGAGAAAGAAAUUGAAUAUUAAAAUUUAGAAAAACUUAAGACUUAACUUAAUUCUGUUGUCUUAUGUAAUUCAAUUGAAUCAAUAUUAUCUAAUCCUUAUCAGCCUUAAUUUAACAGUAGUUAUAAAUUAGCUGGCUAUUAAAUAAUUACACCAAAAGCAGUUUCAGGUAAAAUUAUUACUAGAAUUUUAGCUUCUAAAGGAGGAUUUGGAUUAGCUGUAAUGUAACCUCCACUAGCUAAAGAUAAGUUAACAACAUUUGCUUUUAAAAUAAACGUAUAUAUUUUUCUUAUUAAGUUACGCAAUGCAUGGGCAGGAGUUGGAAUCUGCCAUUUAUAAACAGCCUAAGGUUUUAAUUAUGAUAUGAAUGCAAAUUAUAAAUAAACAAACCACAAUGUCUACAUUGCAUGUGCUGGGGGAUUUAGAAUUUCAAGUUGUGGUUUUACUCAGUCAUCCUUUACCUAUGGUGAAAAUAGCAUAGUUCAUUGUCAGUAUGAUCCAAAAAAUAAUAAAUUAAAUCUAUUACAUUAAAAUGUAUAAAAUAUAAUAAUUAGGACGGAAAUACAUAUUAAAUGGAAAUACAUAAUUAUAAUUUAGACAUGUCUCCCUGUGUCAUGCUAUAUGGAACAGCAGAAAUAGAACAAAUAUGA